Dendronephthya gigantea is the source of this 1685-nucleotide messenger RNA. RefSeq lists its product as uncharacterized. The transcript has 5 exons. Lineage: Eukaryota; Metazoa; Cnidaria; Anthozoa; Malacalcyonacea; Nephtheidae. Bases 55 to 981 code for a protein of 308 amino acids. The record is from RefSeq and is a predicted model, not a curated record.
CACAACAGUUUUUAUUUUCGCCAAGACGAGAAAAAGCCUCAGCCAAAAGGUGAUAUGUUUGCUAACGAAGACGUUAUAACUGUGUCCUCGGUCGGAGGGGCGUCUGGUAGCCCGGGCAGUGGGGGGCAGUUUCACCUUGCCCCGGGAAAGAUUGAUGAACGCGUGCACAGCAUUCUGGAGCAAGAAAAGCUAGACCGUGCUGAUAUGGAAAAUUGUUGGAAAAAUGAUAUUAGUAAAGCUCAAGAGGAAGUCGAACGCAGGACUGAUAGUCUCGAAGAAAGACAGAGCCUGCUUGAAGUUGAAUUACGUGAUAAGGUUUUAAAGAUUGAAGAGAUCGCCGAAGAAAAAACGAAACUUUACGAGGAAACCUUUGCAAAAUACCAAGGCCAGCUGCUUGGGAAAUACAACGAAUUGAAAUCUAAAAUGGAGGAUCAUUUCAAAAAGGUGUUCGAUAAAAUGCAAGCGGACACGAGGAAAGAAUUCGAGACGAUGCAAAAAAAGUUCAGUCAGAAGGAAAAAGAACUCGACGAGGCCUUUCGAAAAUCACAAGAAAAGUUGGAUGCACGUUAUGCGGAAACGGAACGCCGUUUGGAGGAGGGGGCGAAGAAAACAGCCGCGGAACUGCACGAAAAAUCCAAAAGGUUUUGCGAAACUCUUCGUAAGGAGACCGUUUCAAACUUCCAGUUCGCAAAGGAACAACUUGAUCAGUUCGCGGGCGACAAAAUCAAAGAGAUUAUCAAAAUUGAGAAGGCGGCGGAGGCAAAAUUCGAAGCGCAGGCCUUAGCUUACAAGAAGGAUUCGGACGACAAGACUGAUAUGGCACGUAAGGAGUUGAUCAACAUCAUGGAGAAUCGUACAACGAGACAUCACAAGGAAAUGAAAGAGGGAUGUGCCAAUAAUUUGUCAAAAAUGGAAGAAAUGGCUGCCAAGCUUGAACGAAGAAUACAAUCUUUAGAAGAAGUGGCCUGUACGAUACGAUGAAUCCAAUCGACAAAGAGUUUCCUGCAUAAAUUGCCAAGGUAACCAUGUAUGCUUAAUCCCAUCCAAACGUUUUAUCGAAUAGUUGAAAUUCUAUCGAAUAAUUUUGAAACGGAAAGGCAAGAUGCAACUCGUAAUCCUGUCUUACAAAGAACAACGCUAUAAAAUAAAUUAGUCCUGCCUCUUCCAAUUAAUGUUUUUAUUUGACGCGGUCAUUAAAUAUUCGGAACUCAAUCACCAAGUAUGAUAUAGAUUUACUGUUCUAUAACUUGUAUUAUUGCUACAAAUUGAAUCCAGUACAAAGGCCUGUUCGAGGAACUUUUUAACCAUAAACUUAUCCUGCUAAAAAUACAUUAUCUUCGCUUUUUCAGCUCAAUCAAAUGCUUAUUUCCCACGCAAAUGCAUUGCAUACGCAACGCUUGCAUAUAGUAUAUAUUAUAUGUAAUGCUAACAACUAUUCUUUCGACCACGUCCACUAAACCCUGUCCAAACAGAACGAGUUAUGUUUCCCGUAACCCCUAUAAAUCUUAUACGUUAGAUUAUAAGAGUUCGAACGGUUAGAUCGGCAAGACACACAAGACAAUUAUCGUUUUCCCUAUGAAAAUAGUAAAGUUGUUUCAUUCACUGUCGAUUCCCAUGCAACAAGUUAUCUUUAAGGAAUUAGUUUCACACAUUACCUUGUUCCUUACAAGCAAUUUUUUGUCGAA